Messenger RNA from Striga hermonthica, 1113 nucleotides. NCBI's taxonomy places the organism in Eukaryota, Viridiplantae, Streptophyta, Magnoliopsida, Lamiales, Orobanchaceae. The record is from the annotation of a GenBank genome assembly.
AUGGCUUUGAAAGUAGUAAUUUUCUUGAUUUCUCUGUGCUUUCUACACGCUGCUACUGCUGCUGCUCUUGCGCCGCCCGCUCCUGUUGAUGGGUUACUUCCAAAUGGCAACUUUGAAGAGAAACCCGACCCCAAACACCUUAACAAGACGAAGCUGGAGGGGCGGCACGCCCUGCCCAAGUGGGUGAAACGUGGUCUGGUGGAGUACAUCUCGGGCGGUCCCCAGCCCGGAGGCAUGUACUUCCACGUGCGCCAUGGUGUCCACGCGGUCCGCCUGGGUAACGAGGCCUCCAUCUCCCAGACUGUCCUCGUGCGUGCCGGCUCACUCUACGCCCUCACGUUCGGGGCCUCGAGGACGUGCGCCCAGGAUGAGGUUCUCCGCAUCACGGUGGGCUCUCAGGUAGGGGAUCUUCCCCUCCAGACCCUCUACAGCAGCGACGGAGGGGACACCUACGCCUGGGGCUUCAGGGCAGCCUCGACUUCGGUGGACGUCACUUUCCACAACCCGGGCCGGCAGGAGGACCCUGCCUGUGGGCCCCUGUUGGAUGCCGUUGCCAUCAAGGAGCUUUUCCCCCCUAAGCCCACCCCAGACAACCUAGUCAAGAAUGGAGAUUUCGAAGAGGGCCCACACCUCCUCAACAACUCGGUCAACGGCAUCCUCCUCCCAGCAAAGCUAAAGGACUUGAACUCCCCCCUCCCAGGAUGGAUCAUCGAGUCUCUCAAGGCCGUCAAGUUCAUCGACUCAGCCCAUUUCAACGUCCCCUCAGGAAAAGCUGCCGUGGAGCUUGUGGCUGGGCGGGAGAGCGCCAUUGCCCAGGUGAUACGCACCGUGCCAAACAAGCCCUACAACCUCACCUUCGUGGUGGGUGACGCCAAGAAUGGGUGCCACGGCUCCAUGUUGGUCGAGGCUUUUGCUGCCAAGGAGACCCUCAAGGCCCCUUUCCAGUCCAAUGGGCAAGGGGAGUCACGGGCCUACUCCUUUGUGUUCAAGGCUAUCUCAGCCCGCACCAGGUUGACUUUCUAUAGCUCCUUCUACCACACCAAGGUGAAUGAUUUUGGGGGCUUGUGCGGCCCUGUGAUCGAUAACGUCCGGGUUCUUCCCAUCAAGGCUUAA